AUGCUCCUAUCACACGGCGAAAGUCGUCAGUCAUUCAAACAAAAAAAGGCGGAAGAAAAACGAAGACGAAGCUCAUCGGGUCAUGGUCCGCAGGCCAAACAGAGCUUGGCGGUUUUGGCACAGUUGAUGCUGCCAGCAUUGAUAGAGGAACAUACAGCGCAGCAAGAGGAUGUCUUCGUGCCCGCUCACUACAGGGCGGAUGGAUCGUUGGCGUCUACUGUGACCAACCGACGGCAUGUCCUGCAGAGAGUAAAUUUGCUUCAAAGGGCGAAUUGUCAGAUGAGAAAAGGAGCAGCAGGAGUAUGGGAUAUUGCCGGUCGUGCUCAUCUGGCCGGAAAACGAAAAGUGGAACAACUCCAACAAAAACCUCCAUUAUGGCUGGUUAUUCUGAAUAGAGCAUAUCAUAAGUAUGGAUUGAAGCACGCAGUUCUAAUUCUAGUCUUCCUGGUUUAUUGUAUUGCUGGUGGCCUAAUUUUUUGGCUAAUCGAGGAGCCAUUUCAAUCGGAACUCCGUGAUAAAUGGCACCAGAAGAUCUACAAUAAUCGUACCGAGCGAGUAGACUUCAUGAUGAAACGAAUUUUCAACAAUUCCGAUUUCCUCAUAUACAUUAAGGGUAACACAACGACGCGGCUGGAGCAGUUUUUUAAAGAGGAAUUCGCUUCUUACGAAAACCAGUUGGGCGUCAAGUGGAGUCAACAGAAAAUGGAUUGGGACUUUUGGAACGCAGUGUUGUUUGCUGGCACAAUUUGCACCACAAUUGGAUAUGGACACAUCUAUCCGAUGACCGACGCAGGGAGGUUGUUGACAAUGUGUUUUGCUCUUUUUGGAAUCCCAUUAAUGCUUCUGGUACUUCAAGAUUUUGGUAAACUUCUCACAAUAACUAUGAAAUUCCCGUGGUUUCAAACUAAACGACUCAUGAGACGAAUCAUGAGAUGUUGUACAAAGCAGCCGAUUGAGGAAAUGAGAGAAAUCGAACGACAAGAAAGACAUGACCUGGACAUUUUUGAUCUACCAUUACCAGUUGGAAUCGGUCUGAUUGUUGUCUGGAUUUUCAUCUGCUCAUUCGUUCUAUCAGUUUGGGACCACAACUGGACGCUUCUCGAAUCGUUCUACUUCUUCUUCACUUCCUUAUCAACUGUAGGUCUUGGCGACCUGGUCCCAUCAUCGCCUCGCCUGCUAAUCACAAUGUUUGGUUUUAUUCUCGUUGGGCUAUCUUUGGUGUCAAUGGUUAUUAAUCUUCUCCAGGCAAAGAUGAAAUCCACAUACGAAGCGGGUCGAAACGACGACAAGGCACUAACACAUCAUGCUCAUACGCUACCUACCUCACUUGGAGUCAUGCAGUGCUAUUCAGCAGACGAGGAGAAGAAGGCCGAUGUUUCAGAGAGAAGCUUGAGUCGGUCCACGCAGACGAGUCUAAGCUUACCAGGAGUUCGACAGGUCGUCCUCCGCUCGGACGGUGUUCAUUGGGUCAACACCGACACCUCAUCCCCAACAAAGUCUCCAGAUGAAGUGACGAAUCUAGUGGAAAUGGAGACGGCUCUUCGAGUUUGCGAGCAAAUUGGGGACAAUAACAAUGAAGAGUAUUCAGAAGGAGAGAGCUUGAUUUGUGAAACAGAAGUGUUGUUGGAGCUGGGCGAGUGCUUGUCGGAUUUGGAACGAUGUGAUAGUAUUUGA
Molecule: messenger RNA, 1674 nt
Organism: Caenorhabditis briggsae
Lineage: Eukaryota; Metazoa; Nematoda; Chromadorea; Rhabditida; Rhabditidae
Gene: Cbr-twk-35
Product: Protein CBR-TWK-35
Exons: 9
Coding region: 1-1674 (557 amino acids)
Biological process (GO): potassium ion transmembrane transport; stabilization of membrane potential
Cellular component (GO): membrane
Molecular function (GO): potassium ion leak channel activity
Source: RefSeq, a predicted model, not a curated record